GAGAGUAACUGCUAAAACGGUCAGUCGCAUCAACCCAAAAUGUAAAAGACACUGUUUUGUUCCCACGCCCGAUCAAAGCCCUAGGGUUUUACUUCUCGUAUUCAAGGAAGCUCUCCCAUCGUCAAUGGCGGACUACUGCCUCAAUCAGCAAACCAACCAUGAAAAUGGAAAGGACCACGGCGUGUUACUGUACUACAAGUACGCAGAAAUCCCCAACAUUCAAUACCUCUUUGAUUUCUACCAUUCGAAUUGCACCUCUCUCUCCCUCCUCGGUCGCGUCCGUCUCUCUUCCCAGGGCGUCAACGUCACUGUUGGGGGGAGAUUGACGGCAUUGGAGGAACACAUUGAGGUAGUGAAAUCUAACCCUCUGUUUGAAGGAACCGACUUCAAGCUGGCCUCUUGCUCCGAGCCGUUGAGCGAUCAAGUGGCCAAGGAAUGUGGAUUUACUUCUUUAUCUAUCCGGAUAGUCAAGGAACUGGUGACGUUAAGCUCUCAUCCCUUGUUGAAGUCUCCGGAGAUUUCAAAUGCUGGGAGACAUCUCUCGGCAGCUGAAUUUCACUCUGUUCUUCAGAAUGCUGGUGAUUGUCAAGAGUUAAGUAGUGGCUCCAACAAGGAACUGAUACUGUUAGAUGCAAGAAACUUGUACGAGACGAGAAUAGGCAAGUUUCAUGCUCCAGAUAUCAAAACAUUGGAUCCAGCGAUCAGGCAGUAUAGUGACUUGCCCUCAUGGAUUGACGACAAUUCCGAGCAAUUGCGGGGGAAUAAUAUCCUUAUGUACUGUACUGGAGGAAUUAGAUGUGAGAUGGCAUCAGCCUAUAUCAGAUCUAAAGGUGCUGGUUUUGAAAAUGUUUUUCAGUUAUAUGGUGGAAUCCAAAGAUAUAUGGAACAAUUCCCAGAUGGAGGCUUCUUCAAAGGAAAAAAUUUUGUUUUUGACCAUCGGGUUUCUGUUGGGAGCUUAGAUCCUAUUGUGUUGGGAACUUGCCUUCUCUGUGGCGUGUCAUUUGAUAACUACACUUCACGUUGCCGGUGUACUCAUUGUAGGAUGCUUGUGUUAGUCUGUGAUCAUUGUCGGGAAAUAAAUCGGUCUUAUGUUUGUGAAUUGUGCCAGAAAGCUGGCAAGCCUGUCAAAUCCAUUUGCUCUAUGUCGGGAGAAGUAACAGAAACAGCAUAUGAUAAUCAGAGUCUCGAGAUUGAUCAAGCCUCGUCUCUUCUAUCUUCGAGUGAAGGGCGAGAUACAGCUUUGGCUAUGCCAAUUAGAAAACUCCGAAUUUUAUGCUUGCAUGGCUUUCGGCAGAAUGCAUCCGGUUUCAAAGGAAGAACAGCAUCAUUAGCCAAGAAACUCAAGAACAUUGCGGAGCUUGUGUUUGUUGACGCACCACAUGAGUUACCUUUCAUUUACCAAGCUCCGCUGGCUGAUCAGAAUCAUGGUUGUGAUUCAGCAUUCGAGCAGAAAAGCCCACCCUUGAACCAUUGCAAUAGGAAGUUUGCAUGGUUGGUCGAUGCAGAUUAUAGUGGAAAGGAUGAUUCUGAGUGGAAGAUGGCUAAAGCUCCUUUCGACUCUCUGCAGUACCAGCAACAAACAGAGGGGUUCGAAAGGUCUAUUGAAUACUUGAAAACUGUAUUCUCUGAAAAGGGGCCUUUCGAUGGGAUAUUGGGAUUCUCUCAAGGAGCUGCAAUGGCUGGCUUAGUCGGUGCUGGGCGAGAAGAGCUUAAGGGUGACUUAGAUUUUAGGUUUGUUAUUUUAUGCUCAGGUUUUUGUGUUAAUAUGGGAAGAUACGUGGAGGGAUCAAUCAACUGUCCAUCACUUCAUAUUUUCGGCCACAAAGAGGGCAAGGACAGACAGAUAGAUUGCGAAGCCAGUAUGCAGCUUGCUUCCUUGUUUGAGAAUGGAUGCUCGGUCAUUAUUGAACACGACUUUGGUCAUAUAAUCCCCACAAAAUCUCCAUACAUUGGUGAGAUUAAAGAUUUUCUUAGACGCUUUCAGUAAUUUGCUGAAUCCUCUAAUGUAUUCUCGUAUGCUUUUGCAAUUAUGUAUCACAUUUCUUUAGGAUAUUAUCGUGUUUCAGUUUCUCGA
Salvia miltiorrhiza (redroot sage) is the source of this 2074-nucleotide messenger RNA. RefSeq names its product rhodanese-like domain-containing protein 6. Lineage: Eukaryota; Viridiplantae; Streptophyta; Magnoliopsida; Lamiales; Lamiaceae. The record is from RefSeq and is a predicted model, not a curated record.